GUCCAUUCUCAUUAUGAUGGCUGCCGCCGGCGUGAUGGCGGAGGUGGGCGACGGGAACUACCACCUGAUAUGCUCCGAUGGCGGCGGCGGAGAUGUGGAAACGGCGGUGCAGCUAAAGCAGUCUCUCACCUACGACUUGAUCAACAUAGUGCCGAGCGGUGGAGAUAUGGAAGGGCAGCCCUACUGCAGCUGGCGGAAGUGGAACGGACUGCAAAUGUACGGGUUCGCCUACUGCGCGAUGUCCGACAUGAACGACGCCGUCGCAGCAUGCCACGGUUGCCUGUCCAUCGCCGGCGGUAUAUUGAUCGACGGUUGCAAAAGUACCGGGUCGGGUCACGUGAUUGGCGAGCAUGACAGGUGUUAUAUCUGGGUCGGGUUCGGCGGAUGCCCCGCCGGUUAAUUAUAUCAAGGAUUGAAAAAUCGUAUCAUACAAUCGGUUCGAUUAGAAGCGCGAAAUUGGGAGACGUGAUAGUUAGCGCGGUAUGAAACGGUUGAACAACAACAACUAAACCACAAUUUCAGCAUAAAAUAGCCUGCUCUUGACUUUUUUCGAUACAACUUCCGAUACUGUUUCUCAUUGUCGGUUAAUAUGAACUUUUUGCGACGGGUGUCACGCGUGCUUAAUAACAAACUCGAUGCAAGGGAUAGAGGGAUUUUUUGCGACCGGUCAGUUGGUCGCCAAAACCUUUUCUCCUUGUCGCGACACUUUUUUUUCCUUUCUUUUUUCUUCUCUGGAGUGAGCCUGUGGUGUAUCACCUUAGCGCUCAGAGUUUGUGGAUUAAGAUAUUCUCAAUAAGAAUUUCGUGCUGAUAUUAGAUAUCAUGAUCCCAAUCCUUUUCUAAUUAAAAUAUUGUCUGCUUUAAUUCUGGUAGCACGUAGGUUUUAUCUUUGAGUGUAUUAUGGUGGCUUCUUAAGAGCUCACUCACCCUUGCACUGCUCCAUUCAACAUCCGAUUUCAUCCGUGUCUGCUCUCACACACACUUGUGAACUCGCCCUCUAUGUUGUCAUUGCCUGAAAAUCAUCAAAGUAGACUCCAAAUGACAUCAAAUAUAUGGAGAAACCGAUACUGGCGGUGUCAAAAGUGGGAAACUAAAUAUGACGAAAUUAAUUAAACGUUAUAGAAUAACUAAUGGUGCAUAACAAAAUUCAUCAAGCUCAAAGGACGGGCACAAAACUAGUAGAAAGAGAAUAAAAAAAAUAUAUAUACGUAUACGGUUUUGUAAUGUUUAUACUUAGCCACAUUCGAACAUAAAAUCAGAGUGUGUGAUUUAUUUUCGAUAUCAUGACAAGAAUUAUCAAAACGUCUCCUUUCAAUUCAAAAGUUGUUAAGGUGAGAUUCGAAAUUCGGCUAGGUGUAAGUUUACCACAUUCGUAUAGUUAGAGUUGGACGCAUCUACUCUCCUUUCGGCCUACGGCUAUAAGAUAACAGAGACGAACACUAAGUCUAAGCUCCAAUAGAAGUUGUCGACGAAACUAGGAAUCCACCCGGCCACCACCACCAACGUCCGUACUUACGUGAUGAAUUCUGAAGGUGGGAUAUAUAAGAAAAGAAAUAAUACAGCCCAAACAGAUCGUUAAGCAGAGAGUACCGGGAACUACCUAGCCGAACGCAAAGAAAGGGCAUAUACUUGGUCGCCCUCUGUAACUAGGGCUGUCAAUUUGGUUUGGUUUGGUUUGGUUUGGUUAACUAAAUCAUUAAGUAUGAAAAACUAAAUCCUCAAAAACCAAAAUCAAAACCAUUAAGGCCUUUAUUGGUUUUCGGUUGCCAAAAAUCAAUAGGGGCUUUAAUGGUUUUAUUUUUGGUUUGGAUAACAUAAAAACCAAGAUGUACUCAUACACUCAUAUUUAUUCCCAUUUCCCUCCUUUUUAUUGAAUAAAUGUCAUAAUAAUGG
Linum trigynum is the source of this 1892-nucleotide messenger RNA. Lineage: Eukaryota; Viridiplantae; Streptophyta; Magnoliopsida; Malpighiales; Linaceae. The record is from the annotation of a GenBank genome assembly.